Molecule: messenger RNA, 2976 nt
Organism: Aspergillus ibericus CBS 121593
Lineage: Eukaryota; Fungi; Ascomycota; Eurotiomycetes; Eurotiales; Aspergillaceae
Exons: 4
Coding region: 1-2976 (991 amino acids)
Biological process (GO): potassium ion transmembrane transport
Cellular component (GO): plasma membrane
Molecular function (GO): potassium ion transmembrane transporter activity
Source: RefSeq, a predicted model, not a curated record
AUGUUUUGCUCUGGUGACCGGGAGAAAGGGCCAGUGGCCUUGGAGGAGCAGUGGGACUACAUUAACCUUGAUGACUUCAAGUCCGAGUCCUGCCUCUCUCCGUUUUCAUACUUUUUCCUCUACGUCUUCCUUCUGGUCUCCAUUGCCGUGUAUGGCGUGGACACCUUUACCGCCGUCAAUCUGUUGGCGUUCUCCCGAUGGGCUGGUUCAAUCGAGCCUGCGAUCCCGUUCAAGAUUUCGCGCUGGAUAUUCGCCGUGUGCAUUAUCAUCUCAUUCGCGCUGUUGGCUUACCGAUGGAUGCGUGUCAUCCGGGCGAUGCGCUCCGGAAGUAUCGCUCAAAGCUACCUCGACUCUCUCGCCGUGCGCAUUCAGAGUAUCCGCAUGGGACGCAAUGGCCGCGGAUGGAGGAGAUUCCUGGUCUUCGCAGAGCUAACCAAAAGUAAGAAGGGUGCCGAAUAUGUCGCCCUCUUUGCUUACUUUGCCUUUGAAUCCUGGAUGAGCACCAUUUUCGCCGACGGGCCACGGCAAGUGGUCAACGCCAUUACUCUCUACUCAGUGAUGCAGAUGGACUUGCUCCCCGGCGGAAAGAACACUACCGAUGAAGGCGGGUCUACAGCCUCCCAACUCUUCUAUAACAUCAAGAUGCUGGCUGAAGACAACACCGAACGCGCCGUGGUCUUGAUCGGUAUGCUAUUCACCUUGGUCAUUUGGGUGUUGUCCAUGCUCAAGUUGUUCUUGGCUGUCGUUCUCUACCUUAUCUUCCUGUUCCACCAUAUUCCUUCGGAAGAUGGCUCUUUGAAGGCUUAUUGCCGGCGAAAAAUCAACAGCCGACUCACCCGUAUCGUCCGAAAGAAGGUCAACAAAGCCCUGGCCAAAGGCGUCGUUUUGCAAGACCGGAAGCCCACCAAUCCGAACCUUGGCUUGGACAAGCGGCCUACUUUGCCCUCGGUUGGUGUGGCUGAUGAUGACAAGACACCCAUCGUCACGACGAUCUCACGCACUACGACGCAGACCACGCUGCCAGCCUAUUCCUCACGCCCUGGGACAGCUGCUCUAGAGCGCAAACCUACUCUUCCGGAUGUCGGGGCUUUCAGUGAUAAGCCAUUGACAAGAACCAUGACCGAAUCGUCGGCAUACUCUGAUGCAGUCUCGUUGUCGGGCAGCACCGCGGUUUCAACGUACAGCCCGCUCGACCGACAUGGCACCGCGCCGCCAGUGCCGCCCCUCCCCAAUCAAGGCCCUGCCCCGAUGCCACGCGCUCAGACGCCAAGGAUUCGACAGAACUUGAACCAAGCUCCAGGUCCGGGAUACAAUAGCCCGAUGGAGCGGUCAUCACCGGCGCCGUCAAUGCCACAUACCCAAACCCCGGUCUCACGUUCGGAGUUGACCCCAGCACCUCGUCUGCCUGGCCAGAUGCCGGGGCCGGUCCCGCGGUUGCAGACUCCAGUGUCGCGGCAAGGGUUCACCCCGGCGUCUCAAGGACCUGGAUACAGAUACGGUCCGGUCGAUCGGGCGUCGCCAGCGCCACAGAUGCCGCGCAUGCAAACUCCCGUGUCCAACUUUGCUUCUGCACCUGGUUACGGCCCGGUCGAUCGUGCUUCCCCGGCACCAGACAUGUGGCGCAACCAGACUCCCGUGUCGCGGUCUAACUUCACCCCAGCCCCUCCUGCGCACACGCCAGGCCGUAUACCAUCGCCCGGAUCAGGAGGCCCUACCGAAGGGUAUAACCCGUUCGGUUCUCACGGUCCUUCGGCAGGCACUCCCUUCCGGCCCUACAGCCCGGCGGUUGAUCCAAACACUCGAUCUCUGACCCCCGGAUCUGUCUAUCCGACUGAGGGGGUACCUGAUCGAACGUUCUCACCCCUCGGCCAGUCUCACGGGCUCCCGUAUCCUCCGCAUGAGAAUGAAUAUCCUCUGCGAUCGCUGAAUUCGUCGAGUCCCGGUGAUCUUCGCUCUCCAGCUGUUCCCGACGGUGUGGUGGAAAGGACGAUGUCACCGGGCGGCUAUGUAGCAUUCAAUCCAGCUGCCAGGAGCCCACCAAUGCCAUUUAAUGAGGAGGCAGUUCCGGAGCCAGAUGAAUAUGCCUAUGGACAUGCUGAAUCCUCAUUCAACCCACAUGAAGCGUCCCAUGGUGACUACGUUGCGUUCAACCCUUCAGCCGGAUCACCUGUAUCUUCGAACUUUAACCAUGCUUCCUCGUUCAAUGAGCGUUAUGGUGAGGGGUAUAUUGAUAACUUCCAGGAUACCGGCAUGAGGUCUGUCUCUUCUGAAUCAGGCGAACCGGCCUCAGCUUCACAUAACUACCUUGCUUUCAACCCUUCGAGCAGCGUAUCGCAUAUGGAGCCCACGGAGCCUCACGUACUGUCUGCAGAUCACGACGACAAUCCCGCUGCCGAUUCUUCAGAGAGCUUGGCUCCAAGGCCUGUUUCGGAUAUUCCGCAUGACGAACCAGAGUUUCACGAAUAUGUUGCUUUCAACCCUUCGGCUAGGAGACCCACCGAAUCCGACGUCUCUAUGCCCUCGGAUGGACAUCUUGAGAGUGCGGUACAAGUACAUGGAUCGGACGCUAGACCUGUCUCCCCGCUGAACUCGGGCGAGUCGCCAGAAAGAAUGCGAUCGCCAGAAGCAAACCACCUGCCACAGGAGAACCAAUACGCACAGGCUAACCAUGCCUACGUUGCUUUCAAUCCUGCAGUCAACUCGCCGGUGCAGACCGAGCCUGAGCAUGAACUGUCAAACGCACACACCGAACCAGCGGCCACCACCGAGAACCCCUUCGCCAGCUCUGCCGAUGUGGAGGAGACAAGACCGUCAAAUGGCUAUGUGGCUUUCAGUCCGUCCGUGAGGUCUCCCAUGACACCCACAGCUCCGAAUGCAGCGUUCCAUGAGCACAACAUGGCAUCACCGCCGCGGACAAUGUCCCCUCGCGACAACAUCCCGCCUGUGCAACCGUACCGUCCGGACCACCAAUUUUAG